GCUUUAGGCUUCAUCUUUAGCUUUAGCUUCUUGUUGUGUUCUGGGUUUGCUACUUUUUGUGAAAAUGGAUUUAGGACUAGGACUUUACUUUUGAUGAGCUAAAGCACUACCUUUUCUUAAUAUUGUUUUUUAAGAUGAGUGGUACGUUUAAAUUCCCUUGUCUUAAUAACUGAUUGACGAGCUAAACACGAUGAAGCGGAGCGCCUCGGAGUUGGCUCUUGAGGAGUUCAGCAGGAACACUAUGAGUACCACCACCAUCCCUGCACCCUCUGCCUUCCCUGAUUUCGCUCUUCAUCCGCCCAUCGCCCAUCUUUCUAAUUCUUUCCACUUCACUGAAUUUUCCGGAGAUGCAGCUGAGCUUAGCCCUCAAACACAUGUAUUAUUGUCACAGACGCUUACCUCACACCUUGAUUCUCAAUCAUCCUUCUGCGGAAAUGAGUCGUGGGGAAGUACAGUGUGUGAAGGGAAUAACUCAAACUAUAGGAGUAGGGAGAAUGAAGUUAGAGGAGCUACAACUCUUUCCUCCGAUCAUGAUCCGUCCGAUGAUGAUGACGACGAUGUAGAAGAAGAAGAAGAUGAUGAUGAUGAUGAAGAUGAAGAAGGAGGAGAAGGAGAAGGAGAAGUAGAAGAAGCAGAUGCUGGUCAGUCUGAACAGAGCUUAGACCCCUCUCAUUUGAAACGCCUCCGCAGGAAGCUUUCUAAUAGGGAGUCUGCCAGGCGAUCAAGGAAAAGAAAGCAAGAGCAACUGGCAGAACUUGAAUUCCAGGCUGAACAAUUAAGGGGAGAAAAUGAUUCCCUAUUCAAGCAGCUUACUAAUGCUCAUCAACUAAUUCGUGAUGUUGGCACUAACAAUCGAGUGCUCACCUCAAAUGUGCAAGCCUUGAGGCACAAGGUAAAGCUGGCUGAAGAUAUGCUAGCUGGAGGCUCCUUCACAUGUGGUUUGAAUCAACUUGUUCAGAGUCACUUGACUUCACAGCAACCGAUUGCUACUAAUAAUCACAAUCUUGGGCGGGUGGUAAAUGUCUCCCCCACUAUUACCGUUCAAGGAGAUUCUUCUUCCUAUGCUGGAUUCACGGACAUGGGGAACUCACCAAAUCUUGGCCUGCCAACUCUUGAUUUCACCAAUUCCAAUCAGAAUAAUAUUGGAAUUGGUGGUGAUGCUAUGAGCUGGCCUUAAGGAUUAAUUUAUUUUUAUAUGUAUCUACUGUGUCCCUGCUUGCUUUGUCGAUUAGAUUUAGAUCCAGUUAAUGUACUAGUAGUAUUUAGAUCCAGCUCUGCUGACUGCUGAAAUUGCCUGUACCCAAAUUGCUUUCAUGCUGCACGUAUUUCUUUUGGAACUAAAUUACACUAUUACAUUAUAAUUAA
Molecule: messenger RNA, 1365 nt
Organism: Gossypium raimondii (Peruvian cotton)
Lineage: Eukaryota; Viridiplantae; Streptophyta; Magnoliopsida; Malvales; Malvaceae
Product: basic leucine zipper 9
Exons: 5
Coding region: 191-1177 (328 amino acids)
Biological process (GO): regulation of DNA-templated transcription
Molecular function (GO): DNA-binding transcription factor activity
Source: RefSeq, a predicted model, not a curated record